UUCACCCGCGCUGCUUGUGUGUGCUCGCUUUCCAUUCGAAAAAAAACAUCAACUCAAAAUAUGGAUAUUUGAUAGGCAGAAGUAAUUACCAAUUUGUUUGGGAAAUAUUCAACGGUAUUUGGAUGUUUUAGUGACUCGAUGACAGGUUCACCGCACGUUUUUCAUUCGAUUCAAAACUGUUGUUGAUGUUUUAGCGAAGCACACCUAAAAAAUACAAAACCACUCACAUACACGCGAAACAUACACACGGUUGUGAUUUGGCGCGCUCUUGUGUGCGUGUGUACAUACAACAAAAAGCAAAAGGCAACGAAUUUUGGUGUGUAAGAAACAUAAAUCGGCAAGCGAGGAAAUCGGAAAGCCAAAAAUUCAAAAAACCAAAACAGUGCACGUUAAAGUUUACCCUAAACGAGUAAAAACAAAAACACCUUUUUGAUUUCCAAGAUUUUCAUCUGCGCGGGUGUGUGUGUGUAACAGCAACAAAUACCAAUACCAGCGCACGACCAAGAAAGAAGAAGGGAAGCAGCGCGAACCAGAAGAAGAAAGAUGAUGUAAACUUUGUUGUAACCGAAGGAAAAAAGAAUAACAUAAAACACGAGUAAAGCAGAGAACAGAGAAAAACCAGAAAAGUAGUAGUAGUGCUUCGAAUUCUUCAAGUCUCUGAGUAAUUUUUUGGAGCUUUUAAAAUGCCAGAGACGGAGCACGAAACUUGCAGCAAGGAGUGGCUGCAGUCGCAGCUGCGAUCCCUGGACUCCAAGGAACUGAUCCUGCUGGACUGCCGCGGCUCCCACGAGUACAGUGAGUCCCACAUCCGCGGAGCCGUCAACCUCUGCAUCCCCAGCAUCGUUCUCCGGCGCCUGGCACUGGGCAAAAUCGAUCUGGCCUCCACGAUCAAGUCGCCCGAGCUGAAGCAGCGCAUUCAGUCGGGCUACAAGCUCUGCUGGUUCAUCCUGUACAACGGCGAGGGCGUGUCCGGCCAGAAUCAGGAAAUCGCCGGAGCCGGAUCCCUAUCCAUCGCCAUGGACUCCAUCAUCAGCAUUUUGCACCGCCGCCUCAAGCAGGACGGCUGCCGAGUGGUUGCCCUACAAGAUGGCUUCAACAAUUUUCGCCAGGCAUUUCCUGAAUGGUGCGAGGACGAUAAUCAGGCGCACAACAAAGAGAUAGAAUCUAGUCGCAAUGUUCAGACCGAUCAGUUAAUGGGUCUUAGGUCCCUACGCAUUUCCACAACGCUAUCCGAUUCCGCGUGCAGCAGUUCGGCGGAAUCGUCGGAUUGCGAGAGCUCCAGCCACCAUCACCACCACCAAAGUCACCACAAUUACAACGAGGCGCCCGUGGAGAUAAUUCCCGGACUUCUCUUCCUGGGAAAUGCCACCCACAGCUGCGACUCAGAAGCAUUGAAAAAGUACAAUAUAAAGUAUGUUUUGAAUGUAACACCAGAUUUGCCAAAUAAGUUCAAGGAGUCGGGCGACAUCAAGUAUCUGCAGAUUCCCAUCACGGAUCAUUACUCACAAGAUUUGGCCAUACAUUUCCCGGAUGCCAUACAGUUUAUAGAGGAAGCGCGGUCCGCAAGCUCGGUGGUGCUGGUCCACUGCCUGGCCGGAGUUUCGCGCUCGGUGACCGUGACGCUCGCCUACUUGAUGCACACCCGGGGCCUGAGUCUCAACGACGCCUUCGCGAUGGUGCGGGACCGGAAGCCGGAUGUGUCGCCCAACUUCCACUUCAUGCAGCAGCUGCUGUCCUUCGAGGGACAACUGCGCCUGAGACCUGGCUCCAGGUUCUCGUGCAGCUGCAUUGCGCCGGAUUGCAAUUGCAUGCAAACCACGGGCUAUAUGGCCGCCCAUUUGGCGAAUACCACCGGGGUCUCGCCAGACUCCGGCAUCGAGUUCGACCGCUGGACCCCGUCCGACACGGGUCUUAAAUGAGAACAGCUUGGCGGUAAAAGUUUUGUGCUGCCACCAAGUCAGGAGAUCCCAGUUGCAGCCGCCGCCACAUCGCCGCCGCCCAUGUGCCUGGCGGUAAACCCGGACAAUAUGUCUCCGGCAAGCACCACCAGCUCGUCCACAUCGACCACGACCACUGCGGAGGCGGUCUCCGUGGUGGAGAUGGUGCAGCAUCGCGAUCACGAAAUGGUCGAAGAGGACAUCAUAACCAGGGGAGAGGACGAUGAGGAUGCCUGAAUUGCGAAGCUUUUCCUAACUUGGUUCUCGCGCAAAUCACCCGUAUAAUCACAUACAUAUGAGCCGCUAAUUAAAUAGGGGUACGAAUUCAAACUUUAAUAAAUGUACAAAGUCUUGGAGAAAUACCCAACGUACACAUAUUGAUUAAUACCAUAUAAAUAACUUAAUAUUUAGUACAUUUUUAAGUAAAGUGCAGACAAAAUCCAACGUUAUCCACAUGCAAACUACACCUACAUUUACGAAAAGAAUGAAAACUAAAAUAUAUAAAAUAUAUUUAUAUAUACGCAGUGUACAUGUUUGUAUCUAACUUCUAAGCCAAGUCAAGAGAAUAAAUAUAUUGAAGCCGAAGCGAAAAUAAACAAUUAA
Messenger RNA from Drosophila teissieri, 2540 nucleotides. RefSeq names its product dual specificity protein phosphatase Mpk3 (gene Mkp3). The record is from RefSeq and is a predicted model, not a curated record. NCBI's taxonomy places the organism in Eukaryota, Metazoa, Arthropoda, Insecta, Diptera, Drosophilidae. The coding region runs from base 684 to 1919 and encodes 411 amino acids. Gene Ontology annotation, molecular function: protein tyrosine/threonine phosphatase activity; MAP kinase tyrosine/serine/threonine phosphatase activity. Gene Ontology annotation, biological process: protein dephosphorylation; negative regulation of MAPK cascade. Gene Ontology annotation, cellular component: cytosol; cytoplasm. The transcript has 5 exons.